This is a messenger RNA of Penicillium cataractarum, 837 nucleotides long. It is a transcript of the gene asf1, whose product is annotated as nucleosome assembly factor ASF1. The record is from RefSeq and is a predicted model, not a curated record. Gene Ontology annotation, molecular function: histone binding. The transcript has 4 exons. Bases 1 to 837 code for a protein of 278 amino acids. NCBI's taxonomy places the organism in Eukaryota, Fungi, Ascomycota, Eurotiomycetes, Eurotiales, Aspergillaceae. Gene Ontology annotation, biological process: nucleosome assembly; DNA replication-dependent chromatin assembly; nucleosome disassembly. Gene Ontology annotation, cellular component: nucleus.
AUGUCCGUCGUUUCGCUACUUGGGGUUAAAAUCCUCAACAACCCGGCCCCUUUCACGGCUUCCUACCAAUUUGAGAUUACCUUUGAGUGCUUGGAGCAGUUGCAGAAAGAUCUUGAGUGGAAACUGACCUAUGUCGGUUCCGCCACUUCCUCCGAAUAUGACCAGGAACUCGAUUCCCUCCUGGUUGGCCCGAUCCCCGUCGGUGUCAACAAGUUCAUCUUUGAGGCCGAUGCGCCCGAUUUGCAGCGCAUCCCUUCCUCUGAGAUCCUCGGUGUCACUGUCAUCCUCUUGACCUGCAGCUACGAUGGCCGUGAGUUCGUCCGUGUUGGCUACUAUGUCAACAACGAGUACGACUCGGAGGAGCUGGCGGCAGAGCCCCCAUCCAAGCCUAUCAUUGAGCGCAUUCGCCGCAAUGUCCUCGCCGAGAAGCCCCGUGUGACUCGCUUCGCCAUCAAGUGGGAUUCCGAGGAGUCUGCGCCCGCAGAGUACCCACCUGACCAGCCCGAGGCCGAUCGACUGGACGAUGACAGCAACGCCUACGGUGCAGAGGAGGCCGAGCUUGAGGCUGCCCUUGUUAAGGAGCUCGAGGAAGCCAACAAGCAGGGCGAAGAUCAGGAGAUGGACGGUGGUGAGGCCACUGCCGGUAACGACGAUGACGACGUCUCAGAUGCUGGCAGUGAGGACCUCGAGGAGGAGAGUGAAGAUGAUGAUGAUGACUUGGACGAGGAUGAGGCCGGUGACGGCGAUGAGGACGUUGAGAUGGGUGACGACUCUGAGCAGAAGGACGAGUCUGGCAAGCCCGCCCACCAGCCCCAGCCUGAGGUCAUGGUGCACUAA